This is a messenger RNA of Fusarium coffeatum, 1248 nucleotides long. RefSeq lists its product as uncharacterized. Gene Ontology annotation, cellular component: cytoplasm. Bases 1 to 1248 code for a protein of 415 amino acids. The record is from RefSeq and is a predicted model, not a curated record. The transcript has 3 exons. NCBI's taxonomy places the organism in Eukaryota, Fungi, Ascomycota, Sordariomycetes, Hypocreales, Nectriaceae. Gene Ontology annotation, molecular function: Hsp70 protein binding. Gene Ontology annotation, biological process: protein refolding.
AUGUUAUUCCGUGCAGCGGCCUUCUUGGUCCUUCUAGCUCUGGUCCAGCUAGCUGUAUGCGCCGAGGACUACUACAAGGUCCUUGGUGUGAAAAGACAGGCUACAAACAAAGAGUUGAAACAAGCAUAUAGACAACUCUCAAAGAAAUUCCACCCAGACAAGAAUCCUGGCGACAACACUGCCCACGAUAAGUUUGUGGAAGUCUCCGAAGCCUACGAUGUCUUGAGCGACGAGGAAAUGCGCAAGGUCUACGACAGACAUGGCCACGAAGGUGUUCAGCAGCGCCGUCAAGGAGGUGGAGGUGGUGGUGGUCAUGAUCCUUUCGAUCUCUUCAGCCGUUUCUUUGGUGGUCAUGGUCACUUUGGACGAGGAUCUAGCGAACCCCGAGGUCACAAUGUCGAAGUCCGUGUCGAAAUUACUCUCCGCGACUUUUACAACGGCGCUACUACCGAAUUCUCCUGGAACAAGCAACAUAUCUGUGAAACAUGCGAGGGCACCGGCAGUGCAGAUGGUCAAGUCGAUACUUGCGAGCACUGCGGCGGUCACGGUGUUCGUCUUAUGAAGCGACAGCUCGCCCCCGGUAUGUUUCAGCAAUUCCAGCAACGAUGCGAAGCCUGUGGUGGUCGAGGCAAGAACAUCAAGCACAAGUGUAAGGUGUGCCACGGUGAACGAGUUGAAAAGAAGUCCACUCCUGUCCAGCUUAACAUUGCGCGCGGAGCUGCUCGUGACUCCCGCAUUGUCUACGAGAACGAAGCCGAUGAGAGCCCUGAUUGGGUUCCUGGUGAUUUGCUGGUCACAUUAUCUGAAAAGGAGCCCUCAUAUGAAAACAACCCCGAUAAAGUCGACGGUGCAUUCUUCCGACGCAAGGGCGAUGAUCUUUACUGGACCGAAGUUCUUUCUCUCCGCGAGGCCUGGAUGGGUGGAUGGUCUCGCAACCUUACUCAUCUCGACAAGCACGUCGUUCGUCUGGGUCGACCCCGCGGUCAAGUCAUCCAGCACGGCCACAUUGAAACAGUAGUCGGUGAAGGUAUGCCCAUCUGGCACGAAGACGGCGACAGCGUCUACCACAAGACCGAGUUCGGAAACCUGUACGUCGAAUACAACGUUGUUCUGCCCGACCAGAUGGACACCAACAUGGAGAGUGAAUUCUGGGAGCUCUGGGAGAAGUGGCGUCUCAAGAACGGCGUUGAUCUACACAAAGAUAGCGGACGACCAGAGCCAGAGAAGCCUGCUCAUGAUGAGUUAUGA